AUCCAUGGCAACGCGCCGUAUACAGCGAGAGGGAAGGCGACGGUGGGGUCUCAGGUGAUGAAUAGUGUCGUCCUGAUCACAGGUGAAUUGUGCUUGAUCAACAGUGGCAGCAGGAGUUACUGUAUGGUCGUAGAAUCUAUAUUUGCAGUGAAAUAACUUGCAGAAGAGCAUUUAAAAUGACACUACUUCUUGGAAAUCAAAACUGUUUGGAUGGUUUGCGUAAGGAUGUCACAGAUUUACAAGGGAUAAUCGUCGAUGUGUUUUCGCGGGUUGGUGCAGUUCGUUAUCCAUCGUGGAAGUUUCCAGAUAAAACUUCAUGUGAUUUGGAUCUUGUUACAUUAUUGGAGCGUUUUGAUUAUAUGGAAGAUGACCCAGAAUUCACACAACACUCCCAUGUUGUGCUGUUUGAACUCGUGAUUGACAGGCUGGUGCUAUUGCUUCAGAGUUUCACGCAGUAUGUUGAUGCUCUGAUAAAGGAUCAGAGUAUCCCUGUUUCCAAGUCAGUAGGUCCAUCAAUGUCCGUAGGCCUGGUCGUGAAGAAAUACUGGAAUUGCAUGCUUAAACUUGGCUCCCUCCACCAGCAGAAAAAGUUAAUGGUGGAUGACCUUGCUAAACUACAAAGUGAUCUGAUGAAUUCAAAGGCAGAGAUUGAAAGGCUGAAGAAUUGUUCACCUGCAGCUUCCAACUCCUAUUCAAUCCCCAGCAGUUUAAAAACAUUUACUGCGGCAACACAACUGCCACAAUCAGCCACACCUACCCUUCACUCUACGCUGAAUGGGAUGCCAAGAAACCCUACAUUUGGUAUAGCCACAGACACCAGGAACAUCGGCUCACAGACGGUGGAAUCAGCCCUGGUGCCAUGCGAUGCCUGUGCACGCACACAAGCCACUCUUAAAAAUGUCAGCAACUCCAUUGUCACUAUUUGCCACAGUCAGAAUAUUCCAUCAGCAGUGAGCCGCUUUCAGGAAGUGGUGAAGGAAACACUUGGGGAUGGAACAAUGACGGCGAGUGAUGUGGCUUACUGGGCCUCUGAGCAGAACAAAGAUUUGGCACGAAUCAACAAACACCUUAGUGAACUCAUGAACAGCAUUAACCCACUCAAGGCGGAGCUGCAAGUCACAGAAGAGCAGCGAAGCACAAUGAAGAUAAAAAUCGAUAAUUUUAACAAAGAACUUGAAAAGGAGAAAGAGCAGCAACGCUUAAAGAUAAAAGUGCUUAACGGCCAAAUGGAGGAGAUUAAACGGAAUAACUCACAGACAGUAGCCAAACUUGAGAGUGAUAAAGAGACACUCAGAAAAGGUAGUUCUACAUUGGAAGAAAAGCUAUCGAUUCUGAAGGAGAAACUACAGGGGCAAAACAUGCUCAUUAGAGAGCUUGAGGAUUCUAAACAGAGGCUGCUGGAAGAAAUGAAAACUAAGAUGGCAGACAGAAAUGAUGUGCGGAUUCUUGAGGAACAACUUAGAUUAAUCACGCGCCAACUGGAGAGUACAAAGGGGCAGCUCAAAAUGAUCAGUGGUGAACUGGAAAAAGAAAAAAUGAAGAUCAACAACAUGCUGAGACAUGAAGAGUCUCUGAAAACGAAGAUUAAAGCUCUGCUUCAACAAGUGGAUGGAUUAGAUGAAGAAUGUGAAGGGCUGAACACAAAGUUGGCUGAGUCAGAAGCUGGAAUCGACCAGCUGGAAGAUCAGCUGAAGACAGUCAAUGCCGAGAGGUGCAACCUCCAGUGGCAGUUCCAGGAGCAACUGCAACACACAGAGCAACUACAGGAAGAAAAGCACGGUCUGGAGAAAACCGUGUUGGAGCUAAAACAAAACCUGACCCAGCUGGAAGGCCGGGUUCAAGAAUAUAAGGAGCAGCAGAGGCUUCUCGUAACGUUCCCUGACUUAAACAUGCCCCCCGAAGCUCAGUGUGAGAGUACAGGCGAUGUUGUACUGGACAUGGGGAAACAGUUGCAAGCAAACAGUUUACGUAUAAGUAUCCUGGAAGAAGAGAACUCUCGAUUGAGAAACACUCUGACAAUGCUGCAGAAAACUACACAACAAGAAGUUAUGAAGGUCUUUCCACAGACACAACUUUGGUCAUUCACAAGGCUGUCAGAAAAUGGACUGAACCCAGAUGGGAGCGCAGAGAGCGACCAUCAUAGAACAGUGGGCUCAAUAGGAGUUACAAGAAACGAAGAUGGAAAUACCAGACCACUCUCUAACCAGAGAUCGGAGAAUGGGCAAAGGGAAAUUUCCCCUUCUAUUGAACAGCGAAAAGAAACGGCGGCCAAUGUCUUUUAUCCACCAGAAGCAACUGCCAUUGGGGUUUAUGCAAGACUUAAGAAGACCGGAGCUUUAAUGGGUAACAAAACCAUAUCUGAGAAUAUAAGGAAGAACUACAAAAAAUCACAUUAAAGAUGUAAUUAUGUGAACGGUUCUAUACAACGGAGGAUAGAGACCUUGAAGUGAUGCAGUGGAGUUUUUUUAUCGUUAUAAAGAAAACUUAG
Molecule: messenger RNA, 2488 nt
Organism: Amblyraja radiata (thorny skate)
Lineage: Eukaryota; Metazoa; Chordata; Chondrichthyes; Rajiformes; Rajidae
Gene: ccdc157
Product: coiled-coil domain containing 157
Exons: 11
Coding region: 177-2396 (739 amino acids)
Source: RefSeq, a predicted model, not a curated record